Molecule: messenger RNA, 2255 nt
Organism: Camelina sativa (false flax)
Lineage: Eukaryota; Viridiplantae; Streptophyta; Magnoliopsida; Brassicales; Brassicaceae
Source: RefSeq, a predicted model, not a curated record
AAGACAGUAACAAAUAAAACUGAAACCAAGGAUUCAAGAGAGGGGAGAGAAGCCGAGAAAGAGCCAAAAAUAAAACGUAAAAAGAUUUGAUCUUUCCUUUUAACCUCCCUGCCUUGGCCACCUUCUAAGGCAGAGGAGGAGAUUCAUUUCUUUCUCUCCCCAUACAAAAAUCUCAAAAAAAUAAAAAUAAAAGUCAUUCCGAUAUGGCGUUUCAGGAUUUCGACCAGAUCCAAGAACGCGUAAACGCCAAUAGGAAACGUAAAAUCAGGAAGAGGAUCAUUGUUGGAACGGUCUCUUUGAUUGUGGCUGUUGCUGCAAUUGUUGGAGGAACUUUUGCUUUUGUUGCUUACGAGAAAAGAAAUGAACAACAACAAGCAAAGAACCACAACAAAAGCGGUAGCGGCAACAACGUCAAGGAUGGCGAAAAGAAGAGCCAGAGCCCACCAAGCCCAACCCAAAAAGCUCCUGUUUCUGCAGAGCAAUCUGUGAAACCCGGCCAGGGUGAUAAGAUCAUCGAAACUCUUUGCAGUUCUACGAUUUACAAGCAAACCUGCGAGCAAACGCUCAAAAACAGAACAGAGAAGGGUUUUGCUUUAGCCAAUCCGACAACUUUCUUGAAGUCUGCCAUUGAAGCUGUCAAUGAAGAUCUUGACCUAGUUUUAGAGAAGGUCCUGAGCCUCAAGACUGAGAACCAGGACGAUAAAGAUGCGAUUGCACAAUGUAAGUUACUUGUGGAAGAAGCAAAGGAGGAAACUGCCGCAUCACUGAAAAAAAUCAACAUCACAGAAGUCAACAGCUUCGCAAAGGUAGUUCCUGACUUGGACAGUUGGCUAAGCGCGGUCAUUUCUUAUCAGGAGACAUGCCUUGACGGGUUUGAAGAAGGUAGCCUAAAAUCUGAAGUGAAGAAUAGCGUCAACUCUUCUCAGAUUCUGACCAGUAACUCUCUCGCGAUGAUCAAGUCCUUUGACGCAAGUCUCUCUCCGGUUAUGAAGCUCGCAACACGGCAUCUUCUUGAUGAAAUCCCGUCUUGGGUAAGCAACGAAGAUAGAAGAAUGUUAAGGGCUGUUGAUGUGAAGGCUUUGAAGCCUAACGCCACUGUAGCUAAAGAUGGCAGUGGAAAUUUCACGACCAUUAAUGAUGCUCUGAGCGCAAUGCCUGAGAAAUAUGAGGGAAGGUACAUCAUCUAUAUCAAACAAGGCGUUUAUGACGAAUCUGUGAUUGUUGAUAAGAAGAAGGCGAACCUUACUAUGGUCGGAGAUGGAUCACAGAAGACAAUUGUGACCGGAAACAAAAGCAACGCCAAAAAAAUCCGCACUUUUCUCACUGCGACGUUCGUUGCACAGGGAGAAGGGUUCAUGGCACAAUCAAUGGGGUUCCGAAACACGGCUGGGCCAGAGGGACAUCAAGCAGUCGCAAUACGUGUCCAAUCCGAUAGAUCAAUUUUCCUCAACUGCCGAUUUGAAGGCUACCAAGACACAUUGUAUGCUUACACGCACCGUCAGUACUACAGAAGCUGUGUGAUUAUCGGAACAAUUGACUUCAUAUUCGGGGAUGCGGCCGCCAUCUUCCAGAACUGUAACAUCUUCAUCAGAAAAGGCUUACCAGGACAAAAGAACACAGUGACCGCUCAAGGACGUGUUGACAAAUUUCAGACAACUGGUUUCGUGGUCCACAACUGCAAAAUCGCUGCAAACGAAGACCUUAAGCCCGUAAAGGCAGAGUACAAGAGUUAUCUCGGGCGACCGUGGAAGAACUACUCUCGAACGAUCGUAAUGGAAUCUACAAUCGAGGAUGUGAUUGACCCGGUUGGAUGGUUGAGAUGGCAAGAGACUGAUUUCGCGAUAGACACGCUCUACUACGCGGAGUACAAGAACAAAGGACCAAGUGGAGAUACAACUUCAAGGGUUAAGUGGCCUGGAUUUAAGGUCAUAAACAGAGAGGAAGCUUUGAACUAUACUGUUGGACCCUUCUUACAAGGAGAUUGGAUCAAUGCCUCAGGUUCUCCCGUUAAGUUGGGUCUUUAUGACGCUUAAUGACACCUCGUUGCUAUCCAGAGAAGGUCAUGUACUGGUGACUUGUUUUAUAUUAAAAGCAACGCUGAGAGGAAUUUAAAACUUUAUCCAUGGAAAUUUACUUGGAAAAUAUGGUACUAGAACAUAGUGUGCUAAGAGAAUGUGUUGUAUCAAACUUAUAUCGAUUUGUGCUCAAAAUAUUUUUGGAAGGAAGCAUAUUAUAAGUAAUACUUAGGAUCCAAA